AUGACAGCUCUUGUUCCUGCAACCCUCUCCUUCCUUCUCCUCUGGACACUGCCAGGGCACGUCCUCCUCAGGGUGGCCUUGGCAAAAGAGGAAGUCAAAUCUGGGACCAAAGGGUCCCAGCCCAUGUCCCCCUCUGAUUUCCUAGACAAGCUUAUGGGGCGAACAUCUGGAUAUGAUGCCAGGAUUCGGCCCAAUUUUAAAGGCCCACCCGUGAAUGUGACCUGCAACAUCUUCAUCAACAGUUUCGGCUCCGUCACUGAGACCACCAUGGACUACCGGGUGAAUGUCUUCUUGCGGCAGCAGUGGAAUGACCCACGUCUGGCGUACCGAGAAUAUCCUGACGACUCUCUGGACCUCGAUCCCUCCAUGCUAGACUCCAUCUGGAAGCCAGACCUGUUCUUUGCCAAUGAGAAGGGGGCCAAUUUUCAUGAGGUGACCACGGACAACAAGUUACUGCGCAUCUUCAAGAAUGGGAAUGUGCUCUACAGUAUCAGGUUGACCCUGAUUUUGUCCUGCCCGAUGGACCUCAAGAACUUCCCCAUGGACAUCCAGACCUGCACGAUGCAGUUGGAGAGCUUUGGCUACACCAUGAAUGACCUCGUGUUUGAGUGGCUGGAAGAUGCUCCUGCUGUCCAAGUGGCUGAGGGGCUGACUCUGCCCCAGUUUAUCUUGCGGGAUGAGAAGGAUCUAGGCUAUUGUACCAAGCACUACAACACAGGGAAAUUCACCUGUAUCGAGGUCAAGUUUCACCUGGAACGGCAGAUGGGCUACUAUCUGAUUCAGAUGUACAUCCCCAGCCUACUCAUUGUCAUCCUGUCCUGGGUCUCCUUCUGGAUCAACAUGGAUGCUGCUCCUGCCCGUGUGGGCCUGGGCAUCACCACCGUGCUCACCAUGACCACCCAGAGCUCUGGCUCCCGGGCCUCUUUGCCUAAGGUGUCGUACGUGAAGGCAAUUGACAUCUGGAUGGCUGUGUGCCUGCUCUUUGUGUUCGCUGCCCUACUGGAGUACGCUGCAGUCAAUUUUGUCUCCCGUCAGCAUAAGGAAUUCAUACGACUUCGAAGAAGGCAGAGGCGCCAACGCAUGGAGGAAGAUAUCAUCCGAGAAAGUCGCUUCUAUUUCCGUGGCUAUGGCUUGGGCCACUGCCUGCAGGCAAGGGAUGGGGGUCCAAUGGAAGGUUCUGGCAUUUAUAGCCCCCAACCUCCAGCCCCUCUUCUAAGGGAGGGAGAAACCAUGAGGAAACUCUACGUGGACCGAGCCAAGAGAAUUGACACCAUCUCCCGGGCUGUCUUCCCUUUCACUUUCCUCAUCUUCAAUAUCUUCUACUGGGUUGUCUAUAAAGUGCUGCAGUCAGAAGAUAUCCACCAGGCACUGUGA
Messenger RNA from Propithecus coquereli (Coquerel's sifaka), 1374 nucleotides. RefSeq names its product glycine receptor, alpha 4 (gene GLRA4). Gene Ontology annotation, molecular function: chloride channel activity; transmembrane signaling receptor activity; transmitter-gated monoatomic ion channel activity. Gene Ontology annotation, biological process: signal transduction; chloride transmembrane transport; chemical synaptic transmission. Gene Ontology annotation, cellular component: neuron projection; plasma membrane; synapse. The record is from RefSeq and is a predicted model, not a curated record. The transcript is spliced from 9 exons. Lineage: Eukaryota; Metazoa; Chordata; Mammalia; Primates; Indriidae. Bases 1 to 1374 code for a protein of 457 amino acids.